Ipomoea triloba (trilobed morning glory) is the source of this 738-nucleotide messenger RNA. RefSeq lists its product as uncharacterized. The transcript is spliced from 4 exons. Bases 256 to 582 code for a protein of 108 amino acids. The record is from RefSeq and is a predicted model, not a curated record. Lineage: Eukaryota; Viridiplantae; Streptophyta; Magnoliopsida; Solanales; Convolvulaceae.
UUUUUCUCUAUUAAAGGAUUAAAGGAUCUCGGAUAAAUGUUUUUAUUUGACCCCCUUUCACAGAAUCGCAUACUCCAUAAAUAAAUAACAAAUGCAGUGAAUCGAACCGACGGCUACAGUGCUUCAUCAUCGCCAUCGCUGCUCACUGAAGUUUCCGGCGGCUACAGUGCUUCAUCAUCAUCAUCCAUUUCCGAGUUUCAAACCGUCAUCUAAUCGGUCAUCUUCUCUAUUCAUCGUACUUUGCUGAUAUUGUCAAUGUCUCGUUAUAUUGGAGAUGGCUAUGUGGAUGGACAAGAGAAAAUUCAGAUAAUACCUGACAAAGGCAGCUCAAUAGGUGUUCAAGACAUUGAGAAACCAUUGGUUAUUUGCAAAAAAUGCCGUGGCAAUAUCACGGAGAACAAUGCAAUGAUGCCUAUUUGCAAGCCGUGGCCUUACCUUGUUCAUACAAAUUGUGUUAAUGAUUGUAAUAAAUGUCCCCUAUGUGAGGAAUCAGCACAUUAUGUUUCUGUCAAAUUAAUUCCUGUGCGUACAGAAAAGAAACAGAGCAAAUGGAGGAAAAUUUUCAAAAAGGCAGGUAGAUAAAGAAAUACAUUGGCGGCUGCUAUACUUGCUUAUCAGUUGAGUAAGGUUGUAAAAUACUACGUAUCUUGAUAGAUCCCAAAAAAAAAAAAAAAUAACAAAAAAAAUAACAAAACAAAACAGCUCACCUUUUUGCAUUCUUGCAAAUCCCAUCAACCC